This is a messenger RNA of Lates calcarifer (barramundi perch), 2748 nucleotides long. RefSeq names its product ATPase, H+ transporting, lysosomal, V1 subunit B, member a (gene atp6v1b2a). Gene Ontology annotation, biological process: ATP metabolic process; proton transmembrane transport. The coding region runs from base 110 to 1621 and encodes 503 amino acids. NCBI's taxonomy places the organism in Eukaryota, Metazoa, Chordata, Actinopteri, Centropomidae. The record is from RefSeq and is a predicted model, not a curated record. Gene Ontology annotation, molecular function: ATP binding; proton-transporting ATPase activity, rotational mechanism. Gene Ontology annotation, cellular component: proton-transporting V-type ATPase, V1 domain. The transcript has 14 exons.
CCUCAGUGUCAUAUGACCAGCGCUCUGCUGUCAUUUGAGUAAUUCUGCGGCAGUUAGCAAAGCACAUCGACCAACAUUAACUUUCUCAGGUUUCCUUCUUUGUCCGACGAUGGCAACGCUGGUGGCAAACAGGGCAAUGGACGUCAACGGUUUGGCAGCAGCUGCGAGGACACACACCCAGGCUGUGACAAGAAAUUACAUCUCUCAGCCCAGGCUAACUUAUUCUACUGUGUCCGGUGUAAAUGGACCCCUGGUGAUCCUGGAUAACGUGAAGUUCCCCAGAUAUGCAGAGAUUGUUCACCUGACCUUGCCGGAUGGCACCAAGAGGAGUGGGCAGGUCCUGGAGGUGAUUGGAAGCAAGGCAGUCGUCCAGGUGUUUGAGGGAACAUCAGGCAUUGAUGCCAAGAAAACAGCCUGCGAGUUCACCGGUGAUAUCCUGCGUACUCCAGUGUCAGAGGACAUGCUGGGUCGUGUGUUUAACGGCUCGGGCAAACCCAUCGACCGUGGACCCAGUGUUCUGGCUGAGGACUACCUGGACAUCAUGGGGCAGCCCAUCAAUCCUCAAUGUCGUAUCUACCCUGAGGAGAUGAUCCAGACCGGCAUCUCAGCCAUCGAUGGCAUGAACAGCAUCGCCAGAGGACAGAAGAUCCCAAUUUUUUCAGCUGCUGGGCUGCCACACAAUGAGAUUGCUGCCCAGAUCUGUCGCCAGGCCGGCCUGGUGCAGAAGUCCAAGGAUGUAAUGGACUACAGUGCUGAGAACUUUGCCAUUGUCUUUGCAGCCAUGGGGGUCAACAUGGAAACUGCCCGUUUCUUCAAGUCUGAUUUUGAAGAGAAUGGCUCUAUGGACAACGUCUGCCUUUUCUUGAACCUGGCCAACGACCCCACCAUUGAGCGUAUCAUCACCCCACGCUUGGCACUGACUACAGCAGAGUACCUGGCCUAUCAGUGUGAGAAGCAUGUCCUGGUAAUCCUGACUGACAUGAGCUCCUAUGCUGAGGCUCUGAGAGAGGUCUCUGCUGCCCGAGAGGAAGUGCCCGGCCGUCGAGGCUUUCCUGGCUACAUGUACACUGAUCUGGCCACCAUCUACGAACGUGCCGGCCGUGUGGAGGGCAGAAACGGCUCCAUCACUCAGAUCCCCAUCCUCACCAUGCCCAAUGAUGACAUCACCCAUCCUAUUCCUGAUCUGACUGGAUACAUCACAGAGGGUCAGGUCUAUGUUGACAGACAGCUGCACAACAGACAGAUCUACCCACCCAUCAAUGUGUUGCCCUCACUGUCACGUCUGAUGAAGUCGGCCAUCGGUGAGGGGAUGACCAGGAAGGACCACGCCGAUGUCUCUAACCAGCUGUAUGCCUGUUAUGCCAUCGGUAAGGAUGUCCAGGCCAUGAAGGCUGUGGUGGGAGAGGAGGCCCUCACCUCUGAUGAUCUGCUCUACCUUGAGUUCCUGCAGAAGUUUGAGAAGAAUUUCAUUGCUCAAGGCCCGUACGACAACAGGACAGUAUAUGAAACCCUGGACAUCGGCUGGCAGCUGCUGCGAAUCUUCCCCAAGGAGAUGUUGAAGAGGAUUCCUCAGAGCACCCUGGCAGAGUUUUACCCCAGGGAGUCUGCUGUCCGUCACUGAGGCGUACUAAAGGAUGCUCUGGUUCUAGCUCUACCCUUUCUACCCACCAUCCUCCUCUCCCUUUAGUCCUUCCUUUCAUCUCACCCUACAGCCCUUCACUUCCGGGGGCUCAGACACAGAUGUUGUCAAGCCUUUACCCAUCCCAAAAUCUCUCUCCACUCACUGGUCUUAUUACCUCCACUUCUUUCCUUCCCAUGAGUCAGCUCACCCCACACCCCUCCUGCCCUGAAUGAGAACAGAGCAAUAAUCUCCCCCCUUCUGUAGAUGUACUGUAGCGUAGCUGUGUCCAGAAGUUGUGUAUGAAAAGUGUCUGUGGUUGUAAUAUCUACCCUUGAUUGAAAAAACGUGAACAUAUCCUUAUAAUUAUAGAUAGAUCUUUAUUUAUUGGGGUGUGUUACUGCUGGAUCUCCCUCUUCUGUUUGUUUUUAAAAGAAAUGCUUUGUAAUAUCCACCCCCUGCUAAAAACAAGAGCUUUCCAACAGAAGAAAGAUGUGUCUACAUAUGUUGUUAUUAUGUUGACAAAAUAACAAAAUGCCCUAAAUACAGUGGCCCUGCAGUCAGUGCCAUUUAGGUGAGGCUCAUAAAGUGUGUUUUUUAUUGAGAAUGUCAGAGGUGCUUAUUCUACUUGAUUGUCAUUUUCUUAAUUAAAAGACACACUUUGAAUGAGUAUUUGCUGAACAACACAAACUGAACAUCCACAGUGUCACCAUCUCUGAGGGUGAUUUUAUAGUCUGGCGUUUCUCUUAUUUUGUCCACUCCCUGCCUGUUGUUUACUGAAGACAGCUGCUGUAUUUUUCAUGUCAGUGGCCUCAAGUUCACUAUUACCCAAAUCUUCUCAUGUUACCAUUCACAUCAAUCUUGGUAAACAGACAAAUUUGGGCUACAGGCAGAGUUGAGAUGUUUACAGUACUUUGACUCUUUCUUCCCUCCUCUACCUGCUCUUGAAAGAAUCCAGUGGAUGUUGACAUUAUUUGUGUUUUGUUGUUUGAUUUGUAUUAUGUAAAGAGUAUACAAAAGUAUGUUAAACAUUCCCAUCUGUCUGCAGAAACUAAUUCUUUGUUGUGAAAUCAAUAAAGGUUUUGUGAGUUUAUGUGUCGAUGAAUAAAUUAAAUUAUAUGAGAAAUCUG